This is a messenger RNA of Polyodon spathula (Mississippi paddlefish), 2343 nucleotides long. RefSeq names its product transmembrane protein 135-like. The transcript is spliced from 6 exons. Bases 1 to 450 code for a protein of 149 amino acids. The record is from RefSeq and is a predicted model, not a curated record. NCBI's taxonomy places the organism in Eukaryota, Metazoa, Chordata, Actinopteri, Acipenseriformes, Polyodontidae.
AUGCAGGGCACUAGCUGUUUCUUGCGGUGGGUGAGAAAUCUUGAUGAUGAGCUCCACGCUCUCGUUGCAGGCUUUCUUGCAGGGAUCUCCAUGAUGUUUUACAAAAGCACCAGUAUCUCCAUGUACCUUGCAUCCAAAUUAGUGGAGACAAUGUACUUUAAAGGCAUCGAAGCUGGAAAGUUUCCAUAUUUCCCACAAGCUGACACAGUGAUUUACGCCAUUUCAACAGCUAUUUGUUUCCAGGCAGCUGUGAUGGAGGUUCAGAGUCUCAGACCUUCAUACUGGAAGUUCCUGCUGAGAUUGACAAAGGGCAGGUUUGCUUUGAUGAAUCGCCGGGUUCUAGACACUUUCGGAACCAAAGCCUCGCAGGAUUUCAAGGGCUUUAUACCCAGGCUGGAUCCCCGGUACACUGUAGUGAAACCAGAAAUCGAGAUUCAUCUGGGUUCCUGAAGCAGUAUUGUCAAUACUGACCAAAGUAGCACGGCCUCCAACCCGGCAUGUUCAGUGCAGCCAAGGCACUCAUGAUCAGUGUUAUUUCCAUUUGAUAACAUUUCUGAGGAAUACCAUCAGGAAUGCCGGAGGGGAAGUUUGGUUUUAAUUAAGCAUACCCUUUUGCCGAAAGAAACUGUGAAUUGUGAAAGCACUUAAUUAGCUGAAAGUAUAUCUAUAUAUAUAUAUGUGUGUGUCUGUCGAUAGCACAGUUUCUGAAUCGAGCAACAAUCUAAAUGAAUAACUGUAGAAGAGGAAUGAACUAUUGCAGUGAAGUUUAGUAAAGUUUUAGGAAAAUCUUUAGAAUUAUAUAGAAAUAUACAGUUAUGAACUGAAAAAAAUGUUUUAAGGAAAGUAUAAUCUUCUAUUAAGCAGUCAUUUCAAUUUCAUUGAAUUCAGGUGGGAACUGUCUGCCUUAAAUUGAAUCUGCAAUCUGGUUGUAAUUGUAGGCCAGAGUUGAGAUCUUAUGUGGCGCUUCAGUCUAACACAGUAGGCUUGACAAAGAGGAGACCCGUUGUGGGGGGGUCCGUUCAUAGUAUAAAUCUGACUAAAUUGCAUUAAACAGAUGGAAUCUAUCAAGGCUACACUGUCAUUAUUGGCCAAUGCUAGUAUAAUUGGGAACAAUAACCAUGGCUGAGUAAUAGAACUUCAGUGUGUUCCAGUUUUAGUGAAACUGGCAUCCAAACAACUGGCACGCAUGCAGGAAAAAAAAUGUAACAAACCUGAAGUAAUUAUUUUUUUAAUUCAGAAUCAAAAUUGCAAAAUGGCAGUCUGUUAGCAGAAAUGCAUGUAAUCUCUCAGGUGUUACCACAGCAACUCCUCUCUUGUGUAUGUCAUCAUGGAAGAGGUUUGUGAUGUGGCUUGAUGCCGCCUGUAAGAAUCAGAACACAGAUCCAAAAAGACCUUUAAUGUUGAAUUUCAUAGUAUAAAUUAGCUCUCUGGCGGAGCCUACUGGUUGAUCUGUCUCCUACCUUUUUUUGUCUUUUUUCUUUUUCUCCAAACUUUAUCUAAAGCAGCUACCAAGGCCUGUACAAACCUAACCUCCUUUUUAACAAUUUGCUGCUCAGUGAUGGAUUUUGUUAUUCAUGUUAACAAAGACAGUAUUGGAUGGGUGGUGCAAAAUGUAACUUAUGCAACAUUUCUGACUGAUUGUUUCUUCACGCAGUGCUUCAUUUUGUAAUUGUAUGCCUAAUGCAGAUACCGUAUUACUCAGAAUUAACGGCGCUGUGUUUAUUUUAAAUUGCCGGAAACAGUAGUGGAGCUCAUUCAAGGGCUACAGUAAUUAGAAGUUUUUUUUGAAAGGUACAAUUUGUUAUUGCAGUAUUUGAGGGAGGCGUAUAUUGAAGUUUAUUUCUGUGGAUACAGCUUGAUCAGGAUGCUGAAGAAGUCCUACAGCUGGAAACUGAAAGCUGUUGAGUUUGCAGAUCAAUGUUUGCCUGGGUGAGGACACAUACCAGUGUAGCAUGGAGAGGGAAAUAAUAAAUAACAAGAGAGAAAUGUCAAUUCAACACCGAGGAGGUAGGUUUAUUUUCCCUUUCUUUUCUUACAGCAGUCUCUAAGAGUCGCAGGGCUGAACUCUUUUAAUAUACGACUUUCUGUUCAACGAGCAAGACAACUAAACACUCACGUUCUCCUGGUCCAGUGGCUAUCCCCUGAACAGCAACGCUACAGCAAGAGCUACACUAGCUUCUGCUUGACAAUCCAAAACACCACAUCCCCCAUUCUGUGAACUUCCUGUCUGGAUCAGGAUUCCGCAGCUUCUCUUAUUAGCAAAAAUACCGUGCAUACAACAAAACAGAAAUGCAUUUAGGAAACUUAAAUAAUAAUCAUACAGCUUGUGCAUUACAUCUAAAA